This is a messenger RNA of Myxocyprinus asiaticus (Chinese sucker), 3507 nucleotides long. RefSeq names its product tubulin polyglutamylase TTLL11-like. Lineage: Eukaryota; Metazoa; Chordata; Actinopteri; Cypriniformes; Catostomidae. Gene Ontology annotation, biological process: microtubule cytoskeleton organization; protein polyglutamylation. Gene Ontology annotation, molecular function: tubulin-glutamic acid ligase activity; tubulin binding. Gene Ontology annotation, cellular component: cilium. The coding region runs from base 739 to 2886 and encodes 715 amino acids. The record is from RefSeq and is a predicted model, not a curated record. The transcript has 9 exons.
UUCUCUCUCCAUCAGCUGAUAUCUCAUCAAACAUGCUCGUCCGGCUGCAUUAACUCCUCCACGACUCGUCAGCGUUUUAGCAUACAGCAGGUAAACGGAACGCAGAGGAUGUUUUGAUCUGUGCGUAACAGCACGGAUAGAGUGCCGUCUCCACAUAAGAUAGACGUUCCCUCACCGGCACUUUUAAAUUGAGUUGUAUGUACAGAGGGAGUGCGGCGAUGCGUCCAUCCGUGGUCCACACUAGUUUUCACCAUAUAUAUGCUGCGAUAUGUGACGUUAGUUGAGUGUUUCAGUAAAAAAAGAAUGGGAUAAAUUAAGCAAACUUAAGUUUCCUAUACAUCUUAGUGUUAUUAUCUGCUGUUAGUUAUUAGAGGGGGGGUUUCCCAUGGGUUAAAGCCGAGGCAGGAUAGGACACUGGACAGCUCUUGCGCCUGGAGCCACUCCUGUCCCAUUAGAUUACAGUCAGAGACAUUCAGCACAUUGUUGUGAUGUGUGAUCUGUCAGUGCUACAGAGGUCUUUAUUUAUGUUGAGGUCUAAUGCCAUGGAGCCGUCCAUAUCACACUAGCUCCAUGGUUGGCUAUUUUAUUGGCUAGUUUUCUGUCUUUUUUGUGCUUUACUUUUGGCUGCACCAGCUGGUCCAUGUUAGCUCCUCAUACUAGUAUAUUAUCCUGACAAUCUAGAUGAGGUAACAAACCACCCGAUUACAUUAAUGUUAGAGAUUAACACGUGAUCACACUAUGAGCGAUCACUAUGAGAAAGUGAAGUUUCAGCUAAAGCAGAAUGCGUCCGGAGAGGCUGUGGAAACGGAGGCCGCGGCCGAAGGGGAGCAGAUGUCCCCGGCCUCCGUGUCUCCAGUCACCGCUGAUGUCUCAUGCGCUGCUCGAAGAGACAAAUACAGAGGUGGCGGAAGAAGUCGGAGUAAAAGCAGGAGCAAAGCAGACGGUCAUGAGAGACAGAUGAACAGUAAACAAGUGUCGGAUCUGAUACCGCAGAAGUCGGAUCCUUUACGAGUGUGCCUUGUCUGCAAUGAGCAAGCCCUUCAAAUUAAAGGGACGGGAAGGACCUUAACGGGUAAAACAGCGAAAAACGGUCACGUUGAGUCAUGCCAGAGACAGACGGAUGGGAAAUGUGAGCAUCAUGGCAAAGAGGAUAGGAGCAAAGUGGCUAAAAAGAGGAGACCUGUGACGGUGGACAUUUCCAAAGCGAAGACGUCGCUGGAGGCGCUGAAACUCAGCAUCAGACAACUGAAGUGGAAAGAGUUUCCGAUGGGUAGGCGGACAGCCUGUGAUAUCUACUGGCAUGGUGUGUCUUUUCAUGACAAUGAAAACAUAGUUUCUGGGCAAGUCAACAAGUUUCCAGCAGGAAUGAUAGAGAUGCUGCGGAAGAUCAAUCUGAGUCGUGCCAUGCGUACAAUGCAGGAGCUUUUCCCAGAGGAGUACAACUUCUACCCACGCUCAUGGAUACUGCCUGAGGAAUACCAGCUCUUCUCUACACAGAUUUGUCUCCUGAAAGAUAAUGAUUCCACAUUCAAACCCACUUUCAUCUUCAAACCGGACUGCGGUUCCCAGGGCGACGGCAUCUACCUCAUCCGUGACCCUGCUGACCUCCGGGUUAUCUCAGGUUCUCAGAUCAAACAAGCUGUUGUUCAAGAAUAUAUCCAAAAACCCUUGCUCAUCGAUAAACUGAAGUUUGAUAUCCGCCUCUACGUUCUGGUCCACUCGUUGGAGCCUCUAGAGAUCUAUAUUGCUAAAGAGGGUCUGUCACGGUUUUGCACGGAACCCUACCAAGAACCCAGCCAGAAGAACCUCAGUCAUGUUUUCAUGCACCUUACCAACUAUUCCCUUAACGUGCACAGCGGUAACUUUGUCCACUCUGACAGCUGUAACACAGGCAGUAAACGCACAUUCUCUAGCAUUCUCUAUCGCCUAGCGUCUAAAGGAGUGGACAUCAAGAAGGUUUGGUCAGACAUUAUCGCUUUAGUUAUCAAGACGGUAAUUGCACUUGUGCCUGAACUGAAGGUUUACUACCAAGCAGAUAUACCGCCGGGCAAACCAGGACCUACAUGUUUUCAGAUUCUGGGCUUUGACAUCCUGCUGAUGAAAAAUUUGAAGCCUGUUUUACUGGAGGUCAAUGCCAAUCCCAGCAUGAGGAUUGAACAUGAACAAGAGGUGUCACCUGGUGUGUUUGAAUAUGUACCAAGUCCAGUAGAUGAGGAGGUGAAAGUGGGGGUAAUCAGAGAUACACUCCGGCUGAUGGAUCCCACUCAGAGGAAACAACAUGUAGCGACAAAUACAGGAGGCGGUUCUCCAGAGGAAGCUAUCAUUGUGGAUGCAGGAACUGAUGAGAUAGAAGGCCUGGCAGAUUCUCUUCCAUCUUUGUGUUUAAAGCAAGUCUUCCCAAAAUACACCAAGCAGUUCAAUUACCUGCGGGUAGUCGAGCGCAUUGCUGGCAUUUUCAUGCGCUUCCUCGGGGUCAAAGGAACCAUGAGACUUGGGCCGACCGGGUUCCGCACCUUCAUCAGGAACUGCAAGCUGAGUAACAGCAGCUUCUCGAUGGCCUCAGCGGACAUCCUGUACAUUGAUAUCACCCGUCGCUGGGCUGGAAUGCUCUCCGACUCCAGAGAAGCAGGCAUGUGUCUUCAAGCAUUUUUUGAGGCCUUUUUCUACCUGGCAGCACGCAGGUACAAGGCUUUACCCCUACGGGAGCAGGUGCUCUCACUGCUGGAGGUGUGUGAGGGAUCUCUCGAGGGGCAGGGCCACAGUGAGAAGCCACGGCCACAUAGAUCACACAAAAACACUGACCCCAUCUCUGCCCGUUCAUCAGCACCAACCAUACUCAACUCCCCUGCCCUCGGAGGCGUACCACCAAGACCAUCGGAGGCGUAAUCCAUUGCAGCCCUCUGCUAAGGGAAAUGCAGAGAACUGACAAUCUAACUCAUACAAACAAACAGCUCCUAAUAUAUCAGAAAUAUUAGAGGACAAAGUAAUGGGCUUUAGUUGAAAGAAAGAACAAACCAGGGUAGAAGUGAACCUUUACCAGUGCUCUCACUAACUCUCAGUGCAAUAACUAAAAUGUUAUUAUUCAUAUGUCAGAUUGAGAUUUCUUUCACCAUCAUCACUUAAAGGGACUAUUCACUCAAUAAUUAAUUCCUUUUGUCAUGUGGAGAUGUUAGAAUGUAAACCUAAGUCACCACUUAAAAAGUUCUGCCACAUUCUGCCUAACAUCUGAGUUCCAAGAAAGAAAGAAAAUCAUAUUGGGUUUUCACUUAGAGUAAUUCACUUUAGUUUUACUGAAUUGACAGAACUGCUCCAACGGGUAGGAAUUAUGAAAGAAAAAAAAAGGGUUGCUUUGAUUUAAAGGCAAGAAUCUACAAAAUUCUAAACUGGAUCUAUCACAGGAUAAUCAUAUAACAGUAACUCAAUGUAUUACAACUACAAGCAUUAGACUUGACUGAGAUGUACUUUUAAUAGUACUGUUUAUUAAAUGAGCAUUUACAUUUUGUUUUA